Clarias gariepinus (North African catfish) is the source of this 7053-nucleotide messenger RNA. RefSeq lists its product as uncharacterized. The record is from RefSeq and is a predicted model, not a curated record. Gene Ontology annotation, biological process: DNA integration. Gene Ontology annotation, molecular function: nucleic acid binding. The transcript is spliced from 5 exons. Bases 1 to 7053 code for a protein of 2350 amino acids. NCBI's taxonomy places the organism in Eukaryota, Metazoa, Chordata, Actinopteri, Siluriformes, Clariidae.
AUGGAGUUGGAUGUGGAGUUGUGUGGCAAAAUAGUGUCAGGUUGCGGAAUACUGGUGGUUAGGGACCCGCCCGGAAACAUGUGUGUCCAGGUUCCGGGGGUGCUGGGGAUGAAUGUGUUGAGCCGGUGUUACCGGGAUCUUUUUAGCCAACACGGCUCAGCCUUGUUUGACUCUCCACCUGUGGUAGCGGUUCCGGGUUUUGUGAUGCAAGCUUUGCAGCAUUGUCAUGGGGUUGACCCUGAGUCCAUGGUUGGACAGGUUGGUAAUGCACGAGUGCGUGGGCGCCAUCCGUGCCGUGUUCCAGGUGGCACUAUGAAGAUUGUUACCGCUACGUGUUCAGAACAGGAUUCUGGGGGCACCAUGUUGUUUGAGCCCUUGGAGUCAGGACUACCGGCCGGCUUGUUGGCUUCGCCUUCCCUGGUGCUGGUGGUGCGAGGUACCGCCUAUAUCCCAGUUGUAAAUGUGGGGGUAUUGGACGUAGCAUUGUACCCAAGGACCCUAUUAGGUAGUCUGCAGGGGGUGUACGUUGCAAGUCUACCACCGGGGGUGACUGAGGUUAAGGACGUGGUCGCUAGUGUGUGCUCCCAGGGCGGUGCAGUGGAACCAUCGCUGCAGGAACAGAUUGAAUCAGUUGAUUUAUCUGCCUUGGCAUCAGGAGAGCAAGGUGAGGUUAGGGCCCUGUUGCGGAGUUAUCAGUCCGUGUUUUCGGCGCAUGAUAAUGAUUUAGGGUGUACGAGUCUGAUCUCGCAUGAUAUUCCCCUGAUAGAUGACGUCCCAGUUCGGCAGCGGUAUAGGCGUUUGCCCCCCUCCGAGUAUGAUGUGGUGAAGACCCACAUUAACCAGCUGCUUGAGGGUCAGAUAAUUAGGGAGAGUUGUAGUCCUUAUGCGUCUCCGAUUGUGUUGGUGCGCAAGAAAGAUGGUAGUCUACGCAUGUGUGUGGACUACCGGCAGUUGAACCUAAAGACCAGAAAGGAUGCCUUUCCAUUACCUCGUAUAGAGGAAACGCUGGACGCCUUGACCGGGGCCCGCUGGUUUUCCACGUUGGACUUGGCCAGCGGGUAUAAUCAAGUCCCGGUGACCGAGGGGGAUCGGUCCAAAACUGCUUUUUGUACACCGUUCGGGUUAUUCGAGUGGAAUAGAAUGCCGUUUGGGCUUUGUAAUGCUCCCAGUACUUUCCAACGGUUGAUGGAAAGAUUGUUUGGUGAUCAGCGACAUCAAUCAUUGCUUCUGUAUCUGGAUGAUAUUGUGGUCUUUUCCUCUUCGGUGGCUCAGCAUGUGGAACGGUUGGAAUUGGUUUUGGGUCGGUUAAAGGGCGAAGGUCUCAAGGCGAAGUUGGGGAAGUGUGCGUUCUUCAAACAGCAGGUACGGUAUUUGGGCCAUGUGGUGUCUUCUUGUGGUGUGGCUACUGAUCCAAGUAAAGUGGAAGUGGUGGCAAAUUGGAGCUGCCCCAGUACCGUAACGGAGCUUCGUUCCUUUUUAGGUUUCGCCAGUUAUUAUCGUCGCUUCGUGGAGGGGUUUGCACAGUUGGCAUCCCCUCUGCAUAAGCUGGUUGCCGAGUUUGUGGGGGGUAGGCAUAAGAAACCGGUAGGUCUAAGCUUCGUCGGUGCCUGGACGGACCAAUGCCAGAUGAGUUUUGAUGCUCUGAAGGAGAAGCUCACCACUUCCCCUAUUCUUGCAUAUGCAGACUUUUCUUUGCCCUUCAUCCUUGAGGUGGAUGCUAGUCACCGGGGUUUGGGGGCCGUCCUGUCUCAGGAACAGGAAGGGAAGGUCCGGCCUGUUGCUUAUGCCAGCCGUAGCCUGCGACCCACUGAGCGUAAUCCGGCUAACUAUAGCUCAAUGAGGCUGGAGUUUUUGGCGCUCAAGUGGGCCAUGACCGAGAAAUUUCGGGAAUAUCUGCUAGGGCAUAAAUGUGUUGUCUUUACUGAUAACAACCCUUUGAGUCAUUUGUCUUCUGCCAAGCUGGGGGCCACUGAGCAGCGUUGGGCCGCCCAGCUUGCAGCAUUUGACUUUGAGAUUCGGUAUAGGUCAGGUAAGAGCAAUGGUAAUGCUGAUGCCCUUUCGAGACAGCCUCCGGCCAAUAGUCAGGGCUUAGAGCCGCUGUUACCAACUACCACGGUGCCGGUAUCGGUACGACAGGCAGCCCAAGUAAAGCCGGUAUACCCGGCUACCCAGGCUGCACAUCAGGUUUUCCCUAGUCUGUCUGCAGGAGAGUUGAGGGCAUUACAAGAGUCCGAUCCGGAUAUUGGUCCCAUUUUGGGGUUUUGGCAGUGUCAACACCUCCCCAGUUUUGAAGAACGCAAAUUAUUGUCUAAAGGUAGUUUGGCCGUGUUGCGUCAAUGGGACCGUUUGGUAGAACAGGAGGGGGUGUUGUACCGUCGAAUCUUCCGUCCAGAUGGAAGAGAGGAAGUUUUGCAAGUUCUUUUGCCGGUUGGGUUGAGGGAAGGUAUCUUGAGAUGGUUGCAUCAGGAGCAUGGCCAUCAGGGCAUUGAACGUACAACAGAGCUGGUUCGUCAGCGGUGCUAUUGGCCUGGUAUGUCCAGAGAGGUCGCUCGUUGGUGUAAAGAGUGUGAUCGGUGUCAGUUGGCCAAGGGUGGACAGCCAGUGGCGUCUAGUUUUAUGGGUCACCUGCUCGCUGCUACGCCCAACGAGAUCUUGGCAGUUGAUUUUACUGUGUUGGAACCAUCCAGUUCGGGUGUUGAGAAUGUGCUGGUGAUGACCGAUGUCUUCACAAAGUACACCCUGGCAGUUCCCACACGAGAUCAGCGGGCAGAAACGGUGGCACAAGUGCUCGUGGCAGAGUGGUUCUGUAAGUUUGGGGUCCCUGGCCGGAUACAUGCCGAUCAGGGCCGCAACUUCGAGUCUUCACUGAUACGGCAGCUGUGUAUGCUAUAUAAUGUGGAGAAGUCUCGAACCACACCUUAUCACCCUGCGGGGAAUGGACAAUGUGAGAGGUUUAAUCGAACUUUGCACGAUUUGUUGCGGACUCUGCCUCCCUCUAGUAAGCGUGAUUGGGCUUCAUGUUUGCCGCAAGUAGUGUUUUGUUACAAUACCACCCCUCAUCAAUCAACCGGUGAGUCCCCGUAUUAUUUAAUGUUUGGGCAGGAACCUCGUCUACUAGUUGACUUCCUGUUAGGGAGGGUAGAAGGAACUGGGGGUGGACAUGUACACCAGUGGGUCGUCGAGCAUCAAACUCGGUUGCAGGUGGCUUUUGAAGGGGCCCGGGAACAUCUGCGGGCCGCCGCGGAACGACGUAAGGCCCAAUAUGACUCUCAUGUACGUUACACCCCAUUGUCCGAGGGUCAGCUUGUCUACCUUCGUAAUGUUGGGGUGAGGGGUCGCUCAAAAAUUCAGGACCUGUGGAGCCCAGUGGUGUAUCAGGUGGUACGGGCCCCUAAACAAGGUGGUUCAGUUUAUUCGAUUGCCCCUGUGGAUGACUUGAGCAAAGUAAGGCAAGUACAUUGUUCACUGCUGAAGGUUCGAACCCAGAAGGACUCUCCUGCUUUAGUGUCCCUUCCUAGCCCAGUCGCAGAAUUUGCGUCGCCGGUGGGGGAGCAGGCUUCGGAGGGGUCCGAGCAGGGGGACUUGUGGGUAUUGGUCUCCGCGACACCUCCGGUUGUUAGUGUGGGAAAUAUGGCGGACCCCGAGCCUGUGGAGCCCGUAGCUAAUAGUGCGACCGAUGCCUCGGCGUGUGUUGGUCAGCCCCUCGAAGAGUUGCGGCAAAACAGCAGCGUCAGUCCGGACUGCGGUGAAACCAUCCUCUAUCUCUUCGGGUAUCCGGCCGGGGGCUAUUGGGUGGUAAGUGGUAAUUUAGACAUGGAGGAAGAACUUCGCGAACUAAGGGAACUUGUGGCCCAGUUGAAGGCCGACAAUGAGAGGCUGCGUCAAGAGCGCCUCCUUGUGCUGCCUGGUCGCGGCUGUUAUACCUCCUCCAGUUGCUGUCCCCAGUUGACGGUCACUAUUGGGGGCAUUUCGGUCGCUUGUUUAAUUGAUACCGGUUCUAUGGUGUCCACCAUCACGGAGAGCUGCUUUUUGGAGAAUUUUAAACCUUGGGGUCCGGAGCGCUUAAAAUCGUGCCAAUGGCUCCAGUUACGUGCGGCUAAUGGGCUUGCCAUUCCCUAUAUUGGCUAUAUGGAGUUGGAUGUGGAGUUGUGUGGCAAAAUAGUGUCAGGUUGCGGAAUACUGGUGGUUAGGGACCCGCCCGGAAACAUGUGUGUCCAGGUUCCGGGGGUGCUGGGGAUGAAUGUGUUGAGCCGGUGUUACCGGGAUCUUUUUAGCCAACACGGCUCAGCCUUGUUUGACUCUCCACCUGUGGUAGCGGUUCCGGGUUUUGUGAUGCAAGCUUUGCAGCAUUGUCAUGGGGUUGACCCUGAGUCCAUGGUUGGACAGGUUGGUAAUGCACGAGUGCGUGGGCGCCAUCCGUGCCGUGUUCCAGGUGGCACUAUGAAGAUUGUUACCGCUACGUGUUCAGAACAGGAUUCUGGGGGCACCAUGUUGUUUGAGCCCUUGGAGUCAGGACUACCGGCCGGCUUGUUGGCUUCGCCUUCCCUGGUGCUGGUGGUGCGAGGUACCGCCUAUAUCCCAGUUGUAAAUGUGGGGGUAUUGGACGUAGCAUUGUACCCAAGGACCCUAUUAGGUAGUCUGCAGGGGGUGUACGUUGCAAGUCUACCACCGGGGGUGACUGAGGUUAAGGACGUGGUCGCUAGUGUGUGCUCCCAGGGCGGUGCAGUGGAACCAUCGCUGCAGGAACAGAUUGAAUCAGUUGAUUUAUCUGCCUUGGCAUCAGGAGAGCAAGGUGAGGUUAGGGCCCUGUUGCGGAGUUAUCAGUCCGUGUUUUCGGCGCAUGAUAAUGAUUUAGGGUGUACGAGUCUGAUCUCGCAUGAUAUUCCCCUGAUAGAUGACGUCCCAGUUCGGCAGCGGUAUAGGCGUUUGCCCCCCUCCGAGUAUGAUGUGGUGAAGACCCACAUUAACCAGCUGCUUGAGGGUCAGAUAAUUAGGGAGAGUUGUAGUCCUUAUGCGUCUCCGAUUGUGUUGGUGCGCAAGAAAGAUGGUAGUCUACGCAUGUGUGUGGACUACCGGCAGUUGAACCUAAAGACCAGAAAGGAUGCCUUUCCAUUACCUCGUAUAGAGGAAACGCUGGACGCCUUGACCGGGGCCCGCUGGUUUUCCACGUUGGACUUGGCCAGCGGGUAUAAUCAAGUCCCGGUGACCGAGGGGGAUCGGUCCAAAACUGCUUUUUGUACACCGUUCGGGUUAUUCGAGUGGAAUAGAAUGCCGUUUGGGCUUUGUAAUGCUCCCAGUACUUUCCAACGGUUGAUGGAAAGAUUGUUUGGUGAUCAGCGACAUCAAUCAUUGCUUCUGUAUCUGGAUGAUAUUGUGGUCUUUUCCUCUUCGGUGGCUCAGCAUGUGGAACGGUUGGAAUUGGUUUUGGGUCGGUUAAAGGGCGAAGGUCUCAAGGCGAAGUUGGGGAAGUGUGCGUUCUUCAAACAGCAGGUACGGUAUUUGGGCCAUGUGGUGUCUUCUUGUGGUGUGGCUACUGAUCCAAGUAAAGUGGAAGUGGUGGCAAAUUGGAGCUGCCCCAGUACCGUAACGGAGCUUCGUUCCUUUUUAGGUUUCGCCAGUUAUUAUCGUCGCUUCGUGGAGGGGUUUGCACAGUUGGCAUCCCCUCUGCAUAAGCUGGUUGCCGAGUUUGUGGGGGGUAGGCAUAAGAAACCGGUAGGUCUAAGCUUCGUCGGUGCCUGGACGGACCAAUGCCAGAUGAGUUUUGAUGCUCUGAAGGAGAAGCUCACCACUUCCCCUAUUCUUGCAUAUGCAGACUUUUCUUUGCCCUUCAUCCUUGAGGUGGAUGCUAGUCACCGGGGUUUGGGGGCCGUCCUGUCUCAGGAACAGGAAGGGAAGGUCCGGCCUGUUGCUUAUGCCAGCCGUAGCCUGCGACCCACUGAGCGUAAUCCGGCUAACUAUAGCUCAAUGAGGCUGGAGUUUUUGGCGCUCAAGUGGGCCAUGACCGAGAAAUUUCGGGAAUAUCUGCUAGGGCAUAAAUGUGUUGUCUUUACUGAUAACAACCCUUUGAGUCAUUUGUCUUCUGCCAAGCUGGGGGCCACUGAGCAGCGUUGGGCCGCCCAGCUUGGCCGCAACUUCGAGUCUUCACUGAUACGGCAGCUGUGUAUGCUAUAUAAUGUGGAGAAGUCUCGAACCACACCUUAUCACCCUGCGGGGAAUGGACAAUGUGAGAGGUUUAAUCGAACUUUGCACGAUUUGUUGCGGACUCUGCCUCCCUCUAGUAAGCGUGAUUGGGCUUCAUGUUUGCCGCAAGUAGUGUUUUGUUACAAUACCACCCCUCAUCAAUCAACCGGUGAGUCCCCGUAUUAUUUAAUGUUUGGGCAGGAACCUCGUCUACUAGUUGACUUCCUGUUAGGGAGGGUAGAAGGAACUGGGGGUGGACAUGUACACCAGUGGGUCGUCGAGCAUCAAACUCGGUUGCAGGUGGCUUUUGAAGGGGCCCGGGAACAUCUGCGGGCCGCCGCGGAACGACGUAAGGCCCAAUAUGACUCUCAUGUACGUUACACCCCAUUGUCCGAGGGUCAGCUUGUCUACCUUCGUAAUGUUGGGGUGAGGGGUCGCUCAAAAAUUCAGGACCUGUGGAGCCCAGUGGUGUAUCAGGUGGUACGGGCCCCUAAACAAGGUGGUUCAGUUUAUUCGAUUGCCCCUGUGGAUGACUUGAGCAAAGUAAGGCAAGUACAUUGUUCACUGCUGAAGGUUCGAACCCAGAAGGACUCUCCUGCUUUAGUGUCCCUUCCUAGCCCAGUCGCAGAAUUUGCGUCGCCGGUGGGGGAGCAGGCUUCGGAGGGGUCCGAGCAGGGGGACUUGUGGGUAUUGGUCUCCGCGACACCUCCGGUUGUUAGUGUGGGAAAUAUGGCGGACCCCGAGCCUGUGGAGCCCGUAGCUAAUAGUGCGACCGAUGCCUCGGCGUGUGUUGGUCAGCCCCUCGAAGUUGCUGUGCUGUGUAGGCCGAUUGCGCCCUUAGGCCCCGCCGCCCGGCCUCGGUUCCUGAACUGA